CUUAGUUGCCUGUCUCUCUCUGUCUCUCUAGAGCUCCUUUGGUCUCUAGUCUCCUGAUUGAAGUGAAUGUCAUGCCAUCUUUACGAUGGAAAACCAAGGCAUUGGCCAUAGCUUUAUUUGGUCUCAGCUUUUCCAUGAGUUUAGCUGCUUCUCUUUCCAAUUUUGACAGAAUUACUCAGUUGCCCGGGCAACCCCAAGUCGGUUUCCAGCAUUACUCUGGCUAUGUGACCGUCGAUGAGAAGAAGCAGCGAGCACUCUUUUACUAUUUUGUGGAAGCAGAACUGGAUCCAUCUUCCAAACCUCUUGUUCUUUGGUUGAACGGAGGGCCUGGAUGUUCUUCGUUCGGGGUUGGGGCAUUAUCUGAAAAUGGGCCAUUUCGGCCUAAUGGGGAAGUACUUGUCAGGAACGAAUAUAGCUGGAACAGAGAAGCAAAUAUGUUGUAUUUGGAGACACCAAUUGGAGUUGGGUUUUCUUAUUCAACUGUUUCUUCCUCAUAUGAGGCCGUCAAUGACAAGAUCACAGCCAGGGACAAUUUGGUGUUCUUGAACAGAUGGUUUCGCAAAUUCCCACAAUACAGAAAUAGAAGCUUGUUCAUUACGGGAGAAAGCUAUGCUGGCCACUACAUUCCUCAGCUAGCAGAGCUCAUGGUCCAAUUCAACAAGAAAGAGAAGUUGUUCAAUCUGAAAGGAAUGGCUCUGGGCAAUCCUGUUCUAGAAUUCGUGACCGACUUCAAUUCAAGGGCUGAGUUUUUCUGGUCUCAUGGAUUGAUUUCGGAUUCAACAUAUAAAGUGUUCACUUCUACUUGUAAUUAUUCACGGUAUGUCAGUGAGUACUAUAGAGGCUCUCUGUCUCCAAUUUGUUCAAGGGUGAUGAACCUAGUAACCAGAGAAACAAGUCGAUUUGUUGACAAGUAUGAUGUUACGCUUGAUGUUUGUAUACCUUCUGUGCUCUCGCAGUCCAGUGUCCUUAAUCCCCAGCAAGUCACAGAGACAAUAGAUGUAUGUGUAGAAGAUGAAACUGUAAAUUACUUAAAUAGGCGAGAUGUUCAGAAUGCUCUUCAUGCACGCCUUGUAGGAUUGAACAGAUGGCUUGUUUGCAGCAAGUAAUUCUCUAUCACAGAUUCAAAAUACUAGGAGUCUCCUUGUUAGUUCAAAUCACAUUGCGGAAUGUCCUCCAUAUGCAUUCAUUGGCUAGCGUUGACAAGGGCAGGACCAUAGAUCACCAAGUUUAUUAUCCUGAAUAUAUCUGGGAAUGCACCUUAUAAUUGCUGACAAAUUUGAGCAAUAGAAUCAUGCAGUUGGAAAAGAAAAUAAAGCUGGUAAAAAGAAGAAAGAGAAUCAACAAAUGGCAAGAUUUGAGAGGCAGACAAAGCAUGUUGAUAUAUGUAGUGCCAACUACUCUAGAUAUGGUACUUUGUAAGUUGAUUUUUUAUUAUUUGAUAGAAAAUUUACCUGAUUACAGUAUCUUGGAUUAUGAGCUGCUUGAUUUGGAGAUACCAACAAUUCCUAUUGUGGGAAGACUCAUCAAGGCAGGGAUUCCUGUCCUGGUUUACAGUGGAGAUCAAGAUUCUGUUAUCCCAUUGACUGGAAGUCGAACAUUAGUUCAUGGAUUGGCAGAAGAGUUGGGACUGAACACAACUGUGCCCUAUAGAGUCUGGUUCGCAGGGAUGCAGGUUGGUGGGUGGACUCAAGUUUAUGGUAAUAUGCUAUCCUUUUCCACCAUUAGAGGAGCAUCCCACGAAGCUCCCUUCUCUCAGCCUGAGAGGUCACUCGUGCUGUUCAAGGCAUUUUUGGAAGGGAGGCCUCUACCAGAAGCAUUUUAAUCUACUGAUCAGUUCAUAAUUAGAAUUCAAAUUAAGCUUGUAAGUAAAAUUUUUUAAGUACAGGCCGCUGUUGAUCCUCGUUUGCUUGUUUGUUCGAUUGAUUUAUGGGGUUUGUCAAUGUUUUUUUUAAUUCUUUUUUCUCUGAACAUGGUUUGUCCAUGCUGUAUGAUUUGCAACGAAGAAUUUUAUAAAGAGUUCAAGAGAGAAUGUUUUUAU
Messenger RNA from Ilex paraguariensis (yerba mate), 2038 nucleotides. The record is from the annotation of a GenBank genome assembly. NCBI's taxonomy places the organism in Eukaryota, Viridiplantae, Streptophyta, Magnoliopsida, Aquifoliales, Aquifoliaceae.